Molecule: messenger RNA, 1119 nt
Organism: Plasmodium gallinaceum
Lineage: Eukaryota; Apicomplexa; Aconoidasida; Haemosporida; Plasmodiidae
Product: PIR-like protein
Exons: 3
Coding region: 1-1119 (372 amino acids)
Source: RefSeq, a predicted model, not a curated record
AUGAUUAUCUAUAUUUAUUUGUUAGUGUGUAUAUUCCAAUAUUUUUACAGUAUAAACUUUGAAAUUGGAAAAAAUAACCUAAAAACAGAAUUAUGUCAUAGAAGUGGAAGAAUUCUAGCGGAACAACAACGAGGAACAAGUAGUAGAAGAGUAAGAUCAACCAGUUCACAUGAAAAUUUUUUGCAAAUUUGGUUAAAGUCUAUUGAAGGAGAUUUUUUUGAUCAACUAGAAAAAUUAACUAAAAAUUUUACAGCUAAUAAUGCUCAGGAUUUUUUAGAUUGGAUGUAUCAAAAAGGUGGAAAUAUUACAAAAGUAUUAAAUUUAUCAUCAGAUCCUGAGGUAAAGAGUUUUUUUAAUAAAACCCUGACUUCAUGGAGAAGGGUUACAGAUGAUGUUCUAUUAGAUUCGGCAUUAGGUUCAUAUGUUGAUAGCUUGUUUAAAACCACAAAUAUAACAACAAAUAAUAAUGGUUCAUCAUCUACUUUACCAUCUACCUCUACUUCAUUAUCCACACCUACUCUGUCAUCUAACUUAACUACGUCGUCCAUAUCUACUUCAUCACCUGAAUUAACCAUAUCUCCAACUGCUAUGCCAUCCGCAUCUGAUUUAUCACCCACGGUUGAUUUAACACCUACAACAUCUGAUUCUCAUAUUCAUACUACUACCUCUUCUACAGAUGAUGCAAGUGAUUUACCUACUGUUUUUUCUACAAAUGGAAUGAAUAGUACUAUUGCUUUAACGAAUAAUUCAACCGUAUUAACCCCUACGCAACAUGGUGGUGGCUUAACUGGUGCAACAUGUACAGGAUUAUUAUGUGCACCAGCUUUUGCUGCUCUUCCUAUUUCUGUUGCUCUUCUCGGGGGAGUUUUUUUUUUUGUUCUUCUUUAUAAGUAUACUCCUAUUGGUAAAUUUCUUGGAAGAGAUAAUCCAAAAAAAAAAAAAGCAAAAAAAAGAUUAAAUGAAAUACCUAUGGAAUGUAUAAAUUCGCCUAAAUUAUUAAAAGUAAAAAAAACAGAAAAUACAAAGAGAAGUAGAUUACAUAGAUUUCUUCGUGCAUUCGGUUACGACAAGAAUUUUCCCUAUAUAGAUGAAGAUAUACCCUCAGAUCAAGUAAUAUAA